Molecule: messenger RNA, 2440 nt
Organism: Cyprinus carpio (common carp)
Lineage: Eukaryota; Metazoa; Chordata; Actinopteri; Cypriniformes; Cyprinidae
Product: calcium/manganese antiporter SLC30A10-like
Biological process (GO): zinc ion transmembrane transport; detoxification of zinc ion; manganese ion transport
Cellular component (GO): membrane
Molecular function (GO): zinc ion transmembrane transporter activity
Source: RefSeq, a predicted model, not a curated record
AUUUAAGCAACUGGAGAACUGUAGUGACACUAGUACUCUAUCUUCAGUAGUUUUGUUCAGCUGCGGUGUGUUGCUUUAAGCAGAUCCUCUGGGAUUUGGUUUUCCAGCAACACCAACCCAACGAAAAACACCAGUGUCGUAAAAUAAAUAAAGUGCUUGCACAGUUUUAAUAUCUCAGUUGUUUGAGGACACGAGGAGAACCAAAUAUUGACAAUCAUUAUCUAGGAAAGCAUGUUUAUGAUGAUUAUCCAGCGCGGGUGUGCCAGAGGCAGCGUUUACAGUGCGCAGUGGAUAAAUAACCCUGCUGACCCCCAUGGAGCUAACUAACCCUUAAACUAACUCAGUCAGCAGGAAAAAACCAGCUGGACGAGUGUUCAGAGGUGACAAUGACAGAAUCCGCUGAGGAGACGCGCGCAGAAUCGCUGGAGACCUGAAGGGAACCGACGCGACGCGUCAUCAGAGCGUGGAAAAGUGCCAACUCAUGAUGGUGAGACGGACAGGUGAGCAUCAGUGAGACCUCAUCCGCGCCGCACGCACGCGAUCAUGGGGCGCUACAGCGGCAAGACGUGCCGCCUGAUCCUGAUGCUGGUCAUCACCGUCAUCUUCUUCGUGGCGGAGAUCGUGGCGGGGUACAUGGGGAACUCCAUCGCGCUGGUGUCGGACUCGUUCAACAUGCUGUCGGACAUCCUGUCGCUGUGCGUCGGGCUGACGGCGGCGCGGGUGUCGCGGCGCGCGGGCUCGGGGCGCUUCACGUACGGAAUGGGCCGCGCGGAGGUGGUGGGCGCGCUGGCCAACGCCGUGUUCCUCGCCGCGCUCUGCUUCUCCGUGUCCAUGGAGUCGCUGAAGAGGCUCGCCAUGCCGCAGGCCAUCGAUGACCCGCCGCUGGUGCUGAUCGUGGGCUCGCUGGGGCUCGCGGUGAACGUGCUCGGGCUGCUGAUCUUCCAGGACUGCAGCAGCUGCCUGCGCGCGACGCGACGGAACGACGCUCCUCUGCCGCGCGACGCGGAGGAAGAAACAGGCCUGCAGGAGAAGAAGGCUGGGAGCGACGGGCCUCCUCUGAACAUCCGGGGCGUGCUGCUGCACGUGUUGAAUGACGCGCUGGGUUCGGUGGUGGUGGUGGUGGCCUCGGCUCUGUUCUACGUGUGGCCCCUGGCCCCUGAGAGCCCAUGUAACUGGCAGUGUUAUGUGGACCCCAGUCUGACGCUGGUCAUGGUGGUCAUCAUCAUGUCGUCAGCCGCUCCUCUGGUCAAAGAGACGGCUGGGAUCCUGCUGCAGAUGAGUCCUCCUGACCUGCCGCUCACCGCCGUCUUGGAGAGCGUGUGCAAGCUCCCCGGCGUGGCGAGCGUUCACGAGGCUCAUGUCUGGGAGUUAGCUAAAGGACGGAACGUGGCCUCGCUGCACGUCAGAGUGUGCGCUGACCUGCAGGAUCCAGCUCUUCAGACGCAGAUCCAGCAGCUGUUCCACCUCGCCGGCGUCCACAGCGUCACGGUUCAGCUGGAGCGCGCCGACGGAGAGACGCCCUGCGGUCCUCCUGCCUCCAGAGACGUGAGCGAGAAACAGCAGCAGACAUCAGCCGAACACACCAAGUUCUGAAGCGCUUUCUCGAACAAACAGACCCCCUCGCGACUGUGCCUCGUGCCCUCUCAGACUCCAGCUAAUGACUCCUAGUGAUCGUUCUUCGUGAGGUUGAGACUCUGGUGGAAGAGGAGUCUGAUCAUCAUCUAAUUAAUCAGCAGCUUAUUUAUUGCUCCGAAUGAGAGACACGACCAGCUCAUAUUUCAGCCCAAAACAACAGGAUAAAACACAUAAUCAAGCCAAAGUCUCAUGAGUGUGAUGAAUGUAAACAUGAUGAUAGUGUUUGCCGCAGUGCCUCUAAUGCUUAUACUGAUAUAUGUAAUAAAUAAUAAUCUGUAUUACAGUAAUAUGCAAUUAUUGUUUCAAAAAUAUUUUUUAGUUUCUCUUGAUUUUGGGGUGAAAUUCGACCUGGAAAAUUUCAUGAGAUUCCUUCCAAUUUACAUUCCUUAUUGUUAUUUAUGACUUUUUGCUCUUAAUAAUCUUUAUAACUUCUUGGUAUUUCAGGGAAACACAGAAUUAACUGAUAUUUAGUUGUUGUUGUGAGAGAGAGUGUUUUUGUGUGAGUGUGUAUUUGAAAGAUAAUCAAAUGUACUUUAAAACUGUAUACACUAAUAUUAAACCUUUUGGUUGAAAUCAAAUUUAGCCUUUCUAAGUAAAGAGAUCUGAAUGGAUGUGAACAGUGAACUGCUCUGUUUAUUAAGAUGAAAUUCACCUGCUGAUCGAACGCUGUGUGGAGAAACAUCUUUCAUCACUGCAGCAGCUCCAAACUCACAUCAACUCUAAUCACAGGUGUUCAGAAUCACCAGCUGAUGAAGCACUAGAGGGCAGCAGAGAACUCUCUCUCUCUCUCUCACACACACACACA